AUGAGUAGCAAUAACCUGAUACCAACUAAUAAUAAUAUGGGUCAUGAAAGUGGGGCUUUGGGCCCAUUCAAUACCUGGUUAUUCCUGGAAGAAGCAUUUCUAAAGAAAUGUCCGAGUAGAAAGCAGCUCACAGUUACACAAGAAUUAAAGACGAGAGAAGCAAUUCAUGAUUUUUUGAUACGAUUGGGGAUGUCUCUAAAACUAGAAGGAAAAUCAAUAUUAGCUGCUGCAAUAUAUGUGGCAAGAUUUUAUAUGAGAUUUCCCAUUACAUCUUCCAAAUACUUUGUUGCGAGUUCGGCCAUGGGGAUAUCAUGCAAACUUUAUGAUAACUAUCGACCACUUGAUAAAAUUGCUUUAGUUGCAUGUGGCAUCAAGAACCCCAACAAGACGAUAGACGAACAGAGUGAAGUAUUUUGGCAGUGGAGGGAUCAGCUCCUUUAUAGGGAGGAGCUAAUACUAAGACACUUAAAUUUUGAUCUUGAUAUACAGUUACCUUAUACAAUCAAGGAUGAUUUAAUGGAAAAAUUGGAACCCGACGAAACUAUCUUUUAUAAGAAAAUAGGUGAUAUUCUUCGCAAUACUAUUUCUUUGAUUGAGCUUCUCUCAUCACUUCCAAUUUUGGUUGCCUAUGACAUGAGGGCAGUUUUUGGUUCCAUGUUGGUAUACGUCGUAUAUGAAAUAAGAGAAAAAUUUGAAGAGAUUGUGACAAUACCCCAAAAUUUCUUAGAGUCAAAGCUUAGGGUGGACCUGCGUCUUUGUUACCGCUGUUAUAAGUACGUGAUGACCUUGUUAAGCUUUUGUGAUAAUCCAGAUCCUCGUCUCCACAGCCAUAAGAAUGCAUUAAAAAGAAUGAAACAUAUAGAUUUGGACACGUUUAUAAGUGUCGCCAACACCGUUUCAUAA
Molecule: messenger RNA, 903 nt
Organism: Priceomyces carsonii
Lineage: Eukaryota; Fungi; Ascomycota; Pichiomycetes; Serinales; Debaryomycetaceae
Gene: BUR2
Product: Bur2p
Exons: 1
Coding region: 1-903 (300 amino acids)
Biological process (GO): regulation of transcription by RNA polymerase II; positive regulation of DNA-templated transcription, elongation
Cellular component (GO): nucleus; cyclin/CDK positive transcription elongation factor complex
Molecular function (GO): cyclin-dependent protein serine/threonine kinase activator activity
Source: RefSeq, a predicted model, not a curated record